AUGGCUUGCGGCACUUCUUCAAUGGCAGUGGAGUCUUAUCCCGAAGCAGAGGCAUUUGCCUCUGCUACUCCGACCCCCGACGAGAAUACCGGUAUGCUCCGUGAUCGGCGCCGACAUUCGUUCCACGCUUCUAGAAAACUCUCGUGCGACUAUCAAGAUGCAGAUGCAGUCUUUAUCAGGGUCGAACUCUUCUUGUCCGAACUGGAACGUCGAAUGCAAUGGAUCGAGCAAUACCGGAAAUCGCACAUGGUACAGGUCGAUGCCAGUUUGAAACGAGGCUAUGCUACACUGGAAGCCGUGAGAGAUCAAUGCUCCCUCGCCUCGGGAGAGUUGAUGGGAAGUGGCAAAAAGCGGGCUAAGAUUCUGGUCGAAACCCUCGAGGGUCGAUACAAUGAAGCCCUGGUGACCAAGGAGACUUUGGAGCAAAAGGCGCAAGCCGGUGUGCGGUUAAUGGAGUCGUUCUUGGUCGAACUGGAGAAUAAAGUGCAUGCGGUUCGCGAUCGCGGCAUCUACGGCACCAUCGAUGACGGGUGGAAAGCGAUGGACUCGGGGUUGGUUCAUGCCCGGGAAAUCGUUGACGAGGGUAUGGAACGUGCCCGCCGAACUCGUGAUACUCUGCGAGAUACUGUCGAAGAAGCUAUCCGACUAGCGCAAGAGAAGCGAUUGAUUAACUACGAUGAACUGCCUCAUCCAUGGCGCGUCAACCCGCACAUCAUCAAUGGCUACCGAUUCACCACUUCCAAGUUGGAAUGUGUCUCGUCGGUCUUCGCUUAUUCGAAUGAAAUGUUCAACAUAUGGUCCCAUAUGAUUGGCCUCGUCAUCGUCCUAGCCAUCGCCUUUUACUUCUACCCGCUUCACACCAAUUUCCACCUGAGCUCCAAGUCUGACGUCACAAUCGCUGCCGUUUUCUUCUUUGCUGCAUGCAAAUGUCUAGUCUGCAGCACUAUUUGGCAUACUAUGAACAGCAUUGCUUCGCAGUCAUUGAUGGAACGAUUCGCUUGUGUGGACUACACUGGAAUCUCUAUGCUGGUCGCUGCCUCGAUUGUGACGACCGAAUACACUGCUUUCUAUUGCGAGCCCUUUUCCCGGUGGACAUACAUUCUGCUUACCAUGUCACUGGGCAUCGGUGGUAUCAUUCUACCGUGGCACCCAACCUUCAACCGCCACGAUAUGGCCUGGGCCCGCGUGGGCUUCUACGUGACCCUUGCACUCACUGGCUUCUCGCCCAUAGCUCAGCUCACUUAUACACGUGGCUUCUCAUGGACCAUGUAUUUCUAUGCACCAGUCGUGAAGAGUAUCAUGGUGUAUUUCUUUGGUGCCCUUAUUUACGCCUCCAAGAUUCCCGAGCGCUGGAAGCCAGGUCUUUUCGAUUACGUCGGUGGCAGUCACAAUAUCUGGCACUUGGCUGUCCUGGGCGGUAUCUUAUUCCACUACCACGCCAUGCAGGACUUGUUUGCAGGAGCCUUCCAACGAGCCCAGGGCGAGUGUCCGAAUAUGAAGAUAUGA
This is a messenger RNA of Penicillium samsonianum, 1506 nucleotides long. Its product is annotated as hemolysin III family protein. Bases 1 to 1506 code for a protein of 501 amino acids. Lineage: Eukaryota; Fungi; Ascomycota; Eurotiomycetes; Eurotiales; Aspergillaceae. Gene Ontology annotation, molecular function: signaling receptor activity. The record is from RefSeq and is a predicted model, not a curated record. Gene Ontology annotation, cellular component: membrane. The transcript is spliced from 2 exons.